AAGUUUCUUUACUUGGCGCAAAGAAUUCAGCAGUAUCGAAUGGUCUCUAUUCCCAUUUGUGUAUUUGUACGAUAAAUACUUGGAGUAUUGAUAAGCUGCAAAUCAGUAACAAAUCAGCAAGACCUUUCGGGAUCUCUUCACGGUGUUUUCUAUUUUAUAAGAAUAAAUAAAGUUCAAAUAUAUAGCACAAUAAUGAUACUCGAAUGAUCUUAUCUCGAAUGUGCUGAACUUUAAACAUAAAUAACUUGAGAUACUACUUGUCUGGUCAGUCUCAGUCGAGCGUUGUCGUUAAGACGAACCGGAUCGGCGAUCUUUCUUAGCGACUUUGACGAAGAACAAAAAAGUUUAUCCAGUUGGAUUUGUAACAAAUCAACAUGUGGAAGGCAUUACUUUUGUCGAUAGUGACCGUUGGCAGUAUAUUUGGAGAACUAUUACAAAUCGAACGAAAUGAUUUACAGUCGAACUUUAGCUUCGAAAUAGAUUAUUCAAAUAAUCAAUUCUUGUUGGAUGGGCAACCGUUCCGUUAUGUUUCCGGUAGUUUUCAUUAUUUUCGUACGCCCAAGAGAUAUUGGCGGGAUCGAUUGAGGAAAAUGAGAGUAGCUGGUUUAAAUGCCGUUUCGACGUACGUAGAGUGGAGUCUACAUCAACCUGAAGUAGAUGUUUGGAACUGGAGUGGCGAAGCAGACUUCAUUGAAUUUCUAAACAUCGCUCAAGAAGAGAACCUUUUAGUUUUAUUGAGACCCGGACCUUACAUUUGCGCGGAAAGAGACUUUGGUGGUUUUCCAUAUUGGUUAUUAACUCGUGUACCUGAUAUAAAAUUACGUACUAAUGAUAUACGUUACUUAAAUUACGUAGAACAGUACUUGAAUAUUGUAUUGAAUAAAGUGAAACCUUAUUUAAGAGGAAAUGGUGGACCUAUCAUUAUGGUUCAGGUGGAAAAUGAAUAUGGAAGUUAUGGAGCUUGUGAUUCCAUAUAUAUGAAAACAUUACGCGAUAUCUUCCAAAAAAUAAUUGGAAAUAAAGCUGUCUUGUAUACGACGGAUGGAAUAAACGAUAGAAUGCUUCGUUGCGGAUCAGUAUCUGGUGUAUAUACCACCAUUGAUUUUGGUACUGGUUCCAAUGUAAAUGAUAGCUUUAAACUUAUGAGACAAUUUCAACCGAGGGGGCCACUGAUAAACUCGGAGUUCUAUCCUGGCUGGUUGACCCAUUGGGAAGAACCAUUUCAAAGAGUGUCGGCUAAUGUUGUUCAACAAAAAUUAGACGAAAUGUUGGCACUUGGAGCUUCCGUUAACAUAUAUAUGUUUUAUGGCGGCACGAACUUUGGAUUUACUUCUGGAGCUAAUGGUGAUUCCAAGUCGUUUAAUCCUCAAUUAACUUCUUACGACUAUGACGCACCAUUAACAGAGGCUGGAGAUCCAACAGAAAAAUAUUUUCUGAUAAGAGAUGUUAUAUCCAAGUAUCUUCCUUUGCCAAAUAUUUUCCUACCAACCAUAUCACCUAAAGGCGAUUAUGGUCCAGUAUUAUUGGAACCUGUAUUAGAUUUAUUUGAACCGAAAUCGAGAGAAUUAUUUGGGUCUCCUAUAAUAUUCACAUCCAACCCACCGACUUUUGAAGAAAUAGGAUUACCGCAUUGGUUGGUUCUCUAUGAAACUAAUAUACCAUCCAAUAUUAACGAUACAAUGAUAUUAAAUGCAUUAACAAAAGAUAGAGCAUUGAUAUAUGUCGAUUCUGAACUCGUCGGAACAUUGAGUCGAAUGAAGAAUAUCUAUUCCUUGCCCUUGGUAAACCCACAUGGCCAACGCUUGAAAAUACUCGUAGAAAAUCAAGGACAUUUAAAUUAUGGCAAUGAGAUUCAUGAUUUUAAGGGUAUUUUUAAUGUAAACAUCAACGGAGUUUCACUAUCACCAUGGAAUGUAACAGGAUUUCGACUAAGCGAUGUAAAAGGAUUAAAUAAUUUUACAACUAAAACGACUGAAACGAGUGGUGUUCUUUUAAAUGGGCCGGUAUUUUUCCGUUCUUAUUUCUACAUUACUGAUCAACCACUGGACACUUAUCUAGAUACCACAGGUUGGGGUAAAGGUAUCGCAUACGUAAACGGUUACAACCUUGGUAGAUAUUGGCCUAUGGUUGGUCCACAAAUGACUCUUUAUAUACCGGCACCAUUUUUACGCACCGGUCAAAAUCUAUUAGAAAUAUUAGAAUUACAAUAUGUACCGGUUACGAGAAAAAUGAGAUUUCAAGAUAAAGCCAACUUAAAUUUUUCAGUUGUAUAUACUGAAAAUAAUUAAAAUGUAUCAAAUAAAAUAAACUCAUCAAAAUUCUUUUAUAUAUUUCUCACUUAUAUAGUAUUUGUUAUAAUAUUUUUAUAUACAAUUAUAAAUAAU
Messenger RNA from Vespa velutina, 2384 nucleotides. RefSeq names its product beta-galactosidase. Gene Ontology annotation, molecular function: beta-galactosidase activity. The record is from RefSeq and is a predicted model, not a curated record. Gene Ontology annotation, cellular component: vacuole. Gene Ontology annotation, biological process: carbohydrate metabolic process. Bases 375 to 2288 code for a protein of 637 amino acids. The transcript is spliced from 10 exons. Lineage: Eukaryota; Metazoa; Arthropoda; Insecta; Hymenoptera; Vespidae.